AUGUACCUAUCGAGAUACGCUAACUUGAGAUGGGCAUACUGUAAGUACUCUUCCGCAGCUCAGCUCAGCUCAACCCAGCCGGCGGAUAUUCUUGGGCGCGCCUGCAGCGAACCAGCAUCCAGUAUUCUGGAGUUCCCGCCCGAUGGGUUUGUCUCUGAAUCCGAGACGCCGUGGGAUGGAUCUGGAUAUCAAGAAUGGCUGUCUCCGCGGGGCCCUGCUACUGAGAUACCUACAGCAGUGAUGCACUCCGGACUUUGUGUUAUUCACCGACCUGCUAAAGUGCCAGGAAUAGAGGUAGGGCCAGCUAGUGGCUAUCUUCGCCCAGAGAUCCAUGAGCAGACAGCAGGCCCCAAUGGGCAGGCAAAGAGACACGGCUCUCGGAUCUACAUCUACUACUAUCCAGAUGACGCCGACGAUGAUCCUUCCCCGGCAAGGUUGUCCGGCAUCCCAUUUGUCGACAGAGAUCCCAAUAACUCAGGUGCCUGCGUAGAUGACGAGGGUAUCCCGGUCGUUUCACUUACUAGCGCUAUCUGGGUGGCAUAUUGA
Molecule: messenger RNA, 546 nt
Organism: Aspergillus heteromorphus CBS 117.55
Lineage: Eukaryota; Fungi; Ascomycota; Eurotiomycetes; Eurotiales; Aspergillaceae
Exons: 5
Coding region: 1-546 (181 amino acids)
Source: RefSeq, a predicted model, not a curated record